AUGGUCCCAGCCUUUGCUCCCCCUUUGACGGCUGUUCCAGUGAGCUUCCAGCCACUAUCUGCGACACCAGCAAACAUCCGAUCUCGAGCGGGUUCGGUUAGCAGUAAAUUGGACUUUCUGUCUCGCCCCAGCAACAACAUGGCUCAGAACUCCAUGUAUAUACCUCCGGGAAACCCUCCCAUCAUUCAUGCUCGGCAAAGGGCUCCAUCGACACCUCGACCAUACGGCGCCAGGGACAACCGUCCACUCAUGGUAGACUUUGAACAAUCACGCCCUUACUACCCAGGAAAUUCAGCUCCCAUGGAAAACUACGGCCAUAUGAUGAAUCAACCCGUGGGACGCCUGUCUUAUCCUCCAGGGCACUCCAUGCCUCCGGUCCCUGUAUACCCAGAAUGGAAUCAUCCUGUCCACGAGCCGCUGCGACAGGAUGUUGGACCCCUGACUGCCCCGGAAAGCCCAACUUACAUUGUGGAAAGAGCCAACCGGCGAGGUGCGGAUGCAAACCGCGGAAGUUCCCAGUACAUUUCUCAGAGACGAACCUCCAUCCGGGGUGAUGAAUUCGAUGGCCCCCAUCAAAUCCUGGACCCUCCUUCGUCUCGAAGUGUGCCCACUCGAGAGGAAGAGCUACCACAGCUUCCCACUAACCUAGAUGCUGCUGAACAAGACAAGAUCUUGCAUGAAGUCAAUGACCGUCUGUCUCUAUCAGCUUAUGAGUUUUUUGCAAGAUAUCAAUUCCCCAUUCCCCUGGAAACGGACAAGAGGCCCGUUCAAGUCCCUUCAGACCGGGAGUGGAAUGAAUGGGUGCAUCUUCUGAAAAGACUUGCCACUAGACGUCGGAUCCCCCGACACACUCUGCACAACGGCCAAAUCAAGCAGCUCAUCACUGUUUUGGAAAAUUCCCUAGAGAUGCGUCAUGCUGCCAAGCAUAGCUCGCGACCCGUCAAGGAUGACCGUAACGUGCUUCAGCUCAUCUCCGCAGGAACGCAGGUUGCAAAAAUCCUCAAGGAUUCCAGCGCCAUGCAGUUCUUCGAUCGUCUUUAUGUGGACACGGAGAAGAUGAUUCAUGACCGACGCCGCCGCGUCAGAUUUGCUAGCCCUUGA
Messenger RNA from Penicillium pulvis, 1101 nucleotides. RefSeq lists its product as uncharacterized. The record is from RefSeq and is a predicted model, not a curated record. Lineage: Eukaryota; Fungi; Ascomycota; Eurotiomycetes; Eurotiales; Aspergillaceae. The transcript has 3 exons. Bases 1 to 1101 code for a protein of 366 amino acids.